Hevea brasiliensis (rubber tree) is the source of this 1179-nucleotide messenger RNA. Its product is annotated as protein trichome birefringence-like 43. The record is from RefSeq and is a predicted model, not a curated record. Lineage: Eukaryota; Viridiplantae; Streptophyta; Magnoliopsida; Malpighiales; Euphorbiaceae. The coding region runs from base 1 to 1164 and encodes 387 amino acids. Gene Ontology annotation, cellular component: Golgi apparatus. Gene Ontology annotation, molecular function: O-acetyltransferase activity. The transcript has 7 exons.
AUGUCGGCCUUGAAUUUGAGCAAGGCAAGCAGGUCUGUCUCAUUAUUGCCAGAGGCAGCCAAGAUGUUGCAAGCAAGAACAAGAACAAUAAUAUGUACGGAAAAGGAUAGCCAGGGCACCAUUGGAUACCGGUGGGGAGGUGCUGGGGCGGAGCGCCGGCGAGUGGGGAGGGCUGGGGUGGUGGCGGCGGCGGCACGGCGAGAGAAGCCGGAUCGGCCCACUUUUGGCCAGAAAAGCGGCGAUGCGCUUGAGGGGGACUUCGCGCAUUUUCCGCCGCUGGAGCGUCGGGCGGUGGGAGGUCUGGGGCGCGGCAUGAAUGGGGAGGUUGGGGUGAGGCGCGGCGAGAGGAGAUUUAGCGGCAGAGAUUUCUCAUCAAAAGUGAAACGGAAGAGAAUAAUGUUCGUAGAAGAUUCAUUAAGUUUGAACCAAUGGCAAUCGUUCACGUGUAUACUUCUUGUGGCUGUUCCUAGUGUUAGCUAUACCUCCGUGAGGACCAGAGGCCUCUCCACCUUCACAUUCUCGGAAUACAAAACAAAAGUGAUGUUUUCACGCAAUGCAUUUCUAGUAGACACAGUGAAUAAAAGUAAAGGCGCUGUUCUGAAACUGGAUUCCAUUGAAGGUGGAAAGUUAUGGAAAGGAAUUGAUGUUUUGAUAUUCAAUACUUGGCAUUGGUGGCUUCACACUGGAAGAAAACAACCAUGGAAUUUUAUCCAAGAGGGGAACAAUGUGUACCAAGACAUGGAUCGAUUGGUAGCAUAUGAGAAGGCUUUGAAUACUUGGGCUAAAUGGGUUGACACCAAUGUACAUCCUGCAAAAACCAUGGUCUUCUUCCAAGGAGUUUCACCCGAUCAUAACAAUGGAAGUGACUGGGGGGAGGACAAAGCAAGGUACUGCGAGGGGCAAAAGCAGCCAGUCUCAGGGCCAAAUUAUCCGGCGGGUCCCCACGCAGCAGAGCUCGUUGUAGAGAAAGUAUUGCGAGGUAUACAAAAGCCAGUGUACUUGCUUAACGUCACUGCCCUUUCACAGCUAAGAAAAGAUGGCCAUCCCUCCGUCUAUGGCCAUGGAGGCCCCAACGAUAUGGAUUGCAGCCAUUGGUGUCUACCUGCUGUUCCUGAUACUUGGAAUCAACUUCUAUAUGCACUUCUCCUUCAAUUUUAUAACUAAACUAUAGCCACCUAC